AUGUCUUUACGCAUUACGCCAGGUAGGGUGGCCUUCUUAGCCCAUCCACCAUCAUUCCGUCUCGAAUGCCCUUCCGCUCGCUGUAAUAUACGAUCCCUGCCAACAUGCGCUUUCUCAACAAGACCAACAAAUCGUCGCGCCAAAAUUCCCAACACGCAAGACUCUGCACCUAGCGAAAAGCCUACGAAAGUGCGUGUGACUCCCACGACAUCAGAGCAAUCUGCCGUGCUUCAGCAACGAUUACAAGAAAAGUCGGCCAGUUUAGCCAGGAACAGAGAGGAGCAACUACGAGAAGCGAGACAAAGACGACUAGACAGAAUCAGAGAAGAGAGGGGGAAAAGCAGGCAGGCAGAAGAAGACGAAAAGAAGGAGUUGACGAAAGAGGAGGAGGAAAAGAAAAAGAAGGAGGACUAUAAGAGGAGGUAUAAACAGCUCGAGAGGAAUUGGCUCAAGUUUAUGGUUGGAAUGCCAAUUUUCCUGGUUACUAGUUAUGAUCUUUUCCAAAGACGUUCAGUGGUUAUGAAAAGAGAACCCAAGGUUCCUCCGUGGAGGCAGGCCAAGAUCAACAAGGAGAAGGAGAAGGAGAAGGAGGAGAGGGAGCAAAUAGAAAAGCGAGAACAACAUGGUGAAGAGCUCUCGAGGGACUAA
Fusarium venenatum is the source of this 648-nucleotide messenger RNA. The record is from RefSeq and is a predicted model, not a curated record. Lineage: Eukaryota; Fungi; Ascomycota; Sordariomycetes; Hypocreales; Nectriaceae.